AUGAUUUCUACAUCGCUCAUCGCCCUGGCGGCGGCGUCGUUGGUCUCGGCCGCUACACCACCGGGCUUCCAGCCUGCGGGACAAGGCGCGCUCAUCAUCUCCUACGGCGGCAUCGCGGCCAUGAACGGCGCAAUCUGCCAAAAAGAGUGUGCGUAUCUCCGCCACUCCGACGAAAACUCGACCGAUGCUAACAAGCAGCAACGGCCAAAGUGCCGCUCCAUCGCGACAGAGCAGUCCGCUCCAGGGCACGUACGCCAUCAUGAUGAUCGACAAUGGACAUACGACGAGCGCGCCUCCGCAGACAACCCACUGCUGCACCUGGCGCAGACGGGCUUCCACUCGUCGCCGACGCCCAUGGUGCUCAACUCGACGGCGGGGCCCAAGACGGUCUACGUCAUGCAGAACCUCGCGCAGCAGCCGCCGCUCGCCGAGUACAUCGGGCCCAACCCGCCGGCGCGGGCGCCCCUCGCACACCGCUACGCCUUUGUCGCCGUCGACCACACGCAGAUCACGCAGCAGGGGCUCAGCGCGCUGUCGCAGGCCACGAGCGAGAGGCGCGGGUUCGACGCCGUGCAGGCGCUCACGGCGGCGGGGCUGCAGAUGAACGCCGUGGCGGGGGACUACUUUAUCGUGCGCAAUACGGGACCCAUUCGCGACGGCAGCGGCAACGGCACGGUGGGCGGCGGGCAGCAGCAGCAGCAGCAGCGCCACCGGCGCAGCCUGGGGGUGGUCUCGGCCAGGGACAGCCGGCGCCGGGACAGCCGGGGCUCGGUCAGCAGCAGCCGGUACAGGGAGGUGGGGGCACGCAGAACGGAAACCGACCGGUCGCGGGAUCAGCGACGUACGGGGCUCCGGGCCGGAUGGGCGUCAUGGGCUUGA
This is a messenger RNA of Verticillium alfalfae VaMs.102, 879 nucleotides long. RefSeq lists its product as hypothetical. NCBI's taxonomy places the organism in Eukaryota, Fungi, Ascomycota, Sordariomycetes, Glomerellales, Plectosphaerellaceae. The transcript has a single exon. The record is from RefSeq and is a predicted model, not a curated record. Bases 1 to 879 code for a protein of 292 amino acids.